Messenger RNA from Punctularia strigosozonata HHB-11173 SS5, 393 nucleotides. Its product is annotated as DNA-binding domain of Mlu1-box binding protein MBP1. The record is from RefSeq and is a predicted model, not a curated record. NCBI's taxonomy places the organism in Eukaryota, Fungi, Basidiomycota, Agaricomycetes, Corticiales, Punctulariaceae. Gene Ontology annotation, molecular function: transcription regulator activity; DNA binding. The transcript is spliced from 7 exons. The coding region runs from base 1 to 393 and encodes 130 amino acids. Gene Ontology annotation, cellular component: SBF transcription complex; MBF transcription complex.
AUGACAUCUCCACCUCACUCCGCUGGAUCCAACUCGCGCUUUCGACCGUUUGCGAGCAGCAAACAUCAAGUGACGAAGGGAAGAUACAUCACUAGCAAUGAUCCACGAGGAUAUAUACCGGUUUACGAAUAUCAGCUCUGCGGCCAAUGGAUCAUGAUGGACAUCGAUGACGGCUACGUCCUAUGGACGGGUAUAUGGAAAGCCCUGGGCAACUCGAAAGCCGAUAUUGUCAAGAUGGUUGAGUCACAACCAGAGCUAGAGCCGCAUAUCCGCCGCGUGCGCGGAGGUUAUCUGAAGAUUCAGGGAACCUGGCUACCCUACGAGGUCGCCUUACGGCUUUCUAGACGUGUGGCAUGGCCCAUCCGCGAAGACUUGAUCCCGCUGUUCGGGUGA